Messenger RNA from Colletes gigas, 1561 nucleotides. It is a transcript of the gene VhaAC39-1, whose product is annotated as V-type proton ATPase subunit d. Bases 113 to 1159 code for a protein of 348 amino acids. The transcript has 6 exons. NCBI's taxonomy places the organism in Eukaryota, Metazoa, Arthropoda, Insecta, Hymenoptera, Colletidae. Gene Ontology annotation, molecular function: proton-transporting ATPase activity, rotational mechanism. Gene Ontology annotation, biological process: vacuolar acidification; proton transmembrane transport; vacuolar transport. The record is from RefSeq and is a predicted model, not a curated record. Gene Ontology annotation, cellular component: lysosomal membrane; plasma membrane proton-transporting V-type ATPase complex; vacuolar proton-transporting V-type ATPase complex.
CGACGAAUAGUCAUAUGAUCGUCACGGAAAAGGGCGAGCCCGACUUCGAUUUUGACGGAUUCGUGUUCCAAGUGGUGUAUAGUUGUUAAAUUAUAGUAAACGGUCCUCCAAAAUGAAGGGUUGCAUGUUCAAUAUUGACGGAGGAUAUUUGGAGGGUCUUUGUCGUGGAUUUAAAUGUGGAAUUCUUCAACAUAAUGAUUAUCUUAAUCUCGUACAGUGUGAAACACUCGAAGAUUUAAAACUGCAUUUAGCAGGUACAGAUUAUGGUAGUUUCUUGGCUAAUGAACCAUCACCGCUCUCUGUCAGUGUAAUCGAUGACAAACUAAGGGAAAAACUUGUGGUAGAAUUUCAACAUAUGCGUAAUCAUUCUGUUGAGCCUUUAUCUCAAUUUUUGGAUUUUAUCACAUAUAGUUACAUGAUCGAUAAUAUCAUUUUAUUGAUCACUGGUACUUUACAUCAAAGACCAAUUUCAGAAUUGAUUCCUAAAUGUCAUCCUCUUGGCAGUUUUGAACAAAUGGAAGCCAUUCAUGUAGCAGCUACACCCGCUGAACUUUAUAGUGCAGUCUUGGUGGAUACUCCUUUAGCACCUUUCUUUGUGGAUUGCAUUUCUGAACAGGAUUUAGAUGAAAUGAACAUUGAAAUAAUCAGGAAUACCUUAUAUAAAGCUUACUUGGAAGCUUUUUACAAAUUCUGUAAAGACAUUGGCGGGACGACUGCAGAUACUAUGUGUGAAAUACUUGCGUUUGAAGCAGAUAGGCGAGCAAUUAUCAUAACUAUCAACUCGUUUGGAACAGAGUUAGGAAAAGAUGAUAGAGCAAAAUUAUAUCCACGUUGUGGUAAAUUGAAUCCUGAUGGAUUAGCAGCAUUGGCAAGAGCCGAUGAUUAUGAACAGGUUAAAGCUGUAGCAGAGUAUUAUGCUGAAUACAGUGCUUUAUUUGAAGGUGCGGGUAACAACCCUGGUGAUAAGACUUUAGAAGAUAAAUUCUUUGAACACGAGGUUCGUUUAAACGUUCAUGCUUUUCUCCAACAAUUUCAUUUUGGAGUAUUCUAUAGUUAUCUUAAGUUAAAGGAACAAGAAUGUCGCAACAUCGUAUGGAUAGCAGAAUGUGUAGCACAAAAACAUCGUGCUAAAAUAGAUAAUUACAUUCCAAUCUUUUAAUGCCUUCUAAUGUUCUGUUUCAUUGAUUGUUUAUGUCUGGCUAAGCAACAAUAUCACACAGGAAAGUGAUUGUUUCUCUGUAUUUUUAUUUUUCAAUUAUGAAUAAUUAAUAGUUCUACAAUAUUUCUUAUUGUCAAAAAGGUGAAACUGCCAAAUAAAUACAAAAUAUUAUUAAUAAUUAUUUAACGCAUAAUUAAAACGAAAAGGCAACUGUAUCUCUAGCCAAAUUGAAAGGAUGGUAUUAAAAAUUAUUAUUUAGCACUGUUACUAUCAUAUAUAACAAGAGUUUAUAUUAUAUCGAUGUAUAUAAUGUAUUUUAUUGUAGUCUAGUAUAUUUGUUGUGUCUUGUAUUACCCGACGUUGUAAUUAUUGAUUCUAAUGUAAUAUAAAACAAUAUAUAAU